ACUCCCCCCUCCCCUUUCGUUCUCUCUCUCUGUAACCCACCUGUGGAUCCCCUACCUGGGCGAGGGGGCGGGUUCAGUGUGUGAGCACCUGUUGUUGUAAAGAGAGAGAGAAAAAAGACGUGCCUUCGCGCUCCUCGGUCGCCCCUUAUCCAAGAGGGAGGGAGAGAGCGGUUGUGCUUUACUUCCGUCGGUUCCUGCUUUUAUGACGUUUGUGUGUGUGUGUUGGUGAGUGCGUCCGACCGUGUGUGUUUGUAAUUCCCCUUCCCUUGUGUCCUAAGCCUCCGUCCCAACGCUCCUCCACGGCUCCUGAAGGACUCCGGGAAACCAGAAUUCCUCCCCAGGUGUAGCAUGACAUCACUGAUCUGACCAUGGGUUCAUUGUUGACAUACUUUGAGUCCCUGUGUGGGAAAAAAAGGGAAAAAGAGGAAGAGCGGUACAUCCAUGCCAACAACCGACCUCUGAACCUCCCCUAUCAGUACGCUGACAAUGCCAUCAGGACCUCUAAGUACAAUGUCUUCAGCUUCCUACCGCUCAACCUCUUUGAACAGUUCCAGAGGCUGGCCAACGCCUACUUCCUGGUCUUGUUGAUACUGCAGUUAAUCCCUGAGAUCUCGUCCCUCUCCUGGUUCACCACGGUGGUUCCUCUCCUUCUGGUUCUCACCAUGACUGCCGUCAAAGACGCCAGCGAUGACAUCAACCGGCACAGAAGCGACAAGCAGGUGAACAACCGUCGUGUGGACGUCCUCAUCGAUGGAGAACUACGGAGUGAGAAGUGGAUGAAUGUUCAGGUUGGAGACGUCAUCAAACUGGAGAACAACCAGUUUGUUACGGCUGAUCUGCUGCUGUUGACCUCCAGCGAGCCUCUGAACCUGGUCUACAUAGAAACGGCUGAGCUGGACGGGGAGACCAACCUGAAGGUGAAACAGGCCCUUACGGUGACAGGAGAUAUCGGCGACAGCAUCCCCGGGCUUGGAAGCUUCAAAGGGGAGGUGCGCUGUGAGCCCCCCAACAACCGCCUGGACAAGUUCAAGGGCACGCUGACUGUGAACGGGCAGACGUACGCGCUGGACAACGACAAGGUGCUGCUGCGAGGCUGCACACUUAGGAACACCGAAUGGUGCUUCGGCCUCGUCGUCUUCGGAGGUCCGGAUACCAAGCUGAUGCAGAGCUCUGGGAAGACGGUGUUCAAACGGACCAGCAUCGACGGCCUCAUGAACGUGCUGGUUCUGUGUAUCUUUGGCUUUCUGGCCGUGAUGUGCAGCAUCCUGGCGGUGGGUAACGCUAUCUGGGAGGUGAGAGAGGGCUCUGUGUUCAUCGCCUUCCUCCCGCGCCCGAACGGCGUCAACGCCGGAUUCUCCGCCUUCCUGACCUUCUGGUCCUACGUCAUCAUCCUGAACACCGUGGUGCCCAUCUCGCUCUACGUCAGUGUGGAGAUCAUCCGUCUGGGCAACAGCUUCUACAUCGACUGGGACAGGAAGAUGUACUACCCCAAGAGCGACACUCCGGCACAGGCCCGGACCACCACACUGAACGAGGAGCUGGGCCAGAUCAAGUACAUCUUCAGUGACAAGACCGGGACCCUCACCCAGAACAUCAUGACCUUCAACAAGUGCUCUAUCAACGGGAAGUCCUACGGGGAGGUGGUUGACUUUACGGGACAACGAGUUGAAAUUACGGACAAAACCCAGACGGUGGACUUCACCUGGAACGAGCUGGCCGACCCCAAGUUUGUGUUCCACGACCCCAGCCUGGUGGAGCUGGUGAGGGAGGGGGACCUCGCCGCCCAGCACUUCUUCCGUCUGCUGGCGCUCUGCCACACCGUCAUGCCCGAGGAGAAGACCGAGGGGGAGCUGUACUACCAGGCCCAGUCCCCAGACGAGGGCGCCCUGGUCACGGCCGCCAGGAACUUCGGCUUCGUGUUCCGAUCCCGAACCCCCGAGUCCAUCCGCAUCAUGGAGAUGGGCCAGGAGGUGACCUACGACCUCCUGGCCGUGCUGGACUUCAACAACGUCCGCAAGAGGAUGUCCGUGAUAGUGCGUAGCCCCAAGGGGAAGCUCAUCCUGUUCUGUAAGGGGGCUGACACCAUCGUGUACGAGAGGCUCCACCCUUCGUGUUUGAAGCUGAAGGACACCACCACCAGCCAUCUCAAUGAGUAUGCGGGGGACGGCCUCCGCACACUGGCCCUGGCCUACAAGGACCUGGACGACGACUACAUGGAGGACUGGAGGCGGCGCCACCAUGAGGCCAACAUCGCCAUGGAUGGCAAGGAGGAGCGGCUGGACGAGCUGUACGAGGAGAUAGAGAAAGACCUCAUGCUUCUGGGAGCGACCGCGGUGGAGGACAAGCUCCAAGAUGGCGUCCCACAGACCAUCGAGCAGCUGGCUAAAGCCGACAUCAAGAUAUGGGUGCUGACAGGGGACAAACAAGAGACGGCGGAAAACAUCGGCUACGCCUGCAACAUGCUGCGGGAGGACAUGACGGAGGUGUUCAUCGUCGCGGCCAACACGGCGGAGGGUGUGCGAGAAGAGCUGGAGAAGGCCCGGAGGACGAUGUGCCCAGACGCUCCUGAUAAGCCCGUGGUGGUUGAGGCCCGGGCCGGCCUGUUCUGGCGCCAGAAGACCAGGAAGGUGGAGGAUGAGGCUGUGAACGGAGAGUACGCGCUGGUCAUCAACGGACACAGCCUGGCGUACGCCCUGGAAAAGGACCUGGAGCUGGAGCUGCUGCGGACGGCGUGCAUGUGCCAGACGGUGAUCUGCUGCCGGGUCACGCCGCUGCAGAAGGCCCAGGUGGUGGAGCUGGUGAAGCACUACAAGCAGGCCGUCACGCUGGCCAUCGGCGACGGAGCCAACGACGUCAGCAUGAUCAAGGCGGCCCACAUCGGGGUGGGGAUCUCCGGCCAGGAGGGCAUGCAGGCCGUGCUGUCCAGCGACUACUCCUUCGCCCAGUUCCGCUACCUGCAGCGCCUCCUGCUGGUGCACGGCCGCUGGUCCUACCUGCGCAUGUGCAAGUUCCUCCGCUACUUCUUCUACAAGAACUUCACCUUCACCUUCGUCCACUUCUGGUACGCCUUCUUCUGCGGCUUCUCGGCACAGACUGUGUACGACGAGUGGUUCAUCACUCUGUACAACCUGGUCUACACGGCUCUGCCAGUCCUCGGAAUGAGCCUCUUCGACCAGGACGUGAACGACCGCUGGAGCUCCCAGCACCCCCAGCUCUACUCCCCGGGGCAGCUGAACCUCUACUUCAGCAAGAAGGCCUUCGUACGCUGCAUGAUGCACAGCUGCUACAGCUCCCUCAUCCUCUUCUUCAUCCCCUGGGCCGCCAUGUACGACACGGUGCGCGACGACGGCAAGGACAUCGUGGACUACCAGUCCUUCGCCCUGCUGGCGCAGACAUGCCUGCUCAUCGCCGUCACUAUACAGCUGAGUCUGGACACCCACUAUUGGACAGCGGUGAAUCAGUUCUUUGUGUGGGGCAGUCUGUCUGCCUACUUUGCCAUCACCUUCACCAUGUACAGCAACGGCAUGUUUCUCAUCUUCACCUCCACCUUUCCCUUCAUUGGCACGGCGAGGAACUCCCUGAACCAGCCCAACGUGUGGCUGACCAUCCUGCUCACCUCCAUCCUCUGUGCUCUGCCCGUGGUCGCAUACCGCUUCACACUCAUCCAGCUGUGGCCCACCAUCAACGACAAGGUGAGACACAAGGUGCGUAAGGAGGCGCUGCCGGCUCCUGCUCCUCGCCGGCCCCCAGUCAGACGUAUCAGCACCCGGCGCUCCGGCUACGCCUUCUCCCACGCCCAGGGCUACGGCGAGCUGGUCACCUCCGGCCGCUUCCUCCUGAGACGCCCGCAGAAGAUCCGCACGGCCCUCCUCUUCCCCCAGUCCGACUCCCCCCUCUCCCAGGGCCAGCCCCAGCUGUACCGCCCCAUCACAGCCCUCAACAGGGUCCCGGAGGAGGAGCAGCCCGCCCAGCAAUCCUAGGGGACAGAGGAGGAGGUGGCACAGUGCUCCUAGAGGACAGAGGAGGAGGUGGCACAGUGCUCCUAGAGGACAGAGGAGGAGGUGGCACAGUGCUCCUAGGGGACAGAGGA
Messenger RNA from Gadus morhua (Atlantic cod), 4090 nucleotides. RefSeq names its product ATPase phospholipid transporting 8B5b (gene atp8b5b). Lineage: Eukaryota; Metazoa; Chordata; Actinopteri; Gadiformes; Gadidae. The transcript is spliced from 28 exons. Bases 369 to 3980 code for a protein of 1203 amino acids. The record is from RefSeq and is a predicted model, not a curated record. Gene Ontology annotation, molecular function: ATP hydrolysis activity; magnesium ion binding; ATPase-coupled intramembrane lipid carrier activity. Gene Ontology annotation, cellular component: trans-Golgi network; plasma membrane. Gene Ontology annotation, biological process: phospholipid translocation; Golgi organization.